Messenger RNA from Lymnaea stagnalis (great pond snail), 12481 nucleotides. The record is from the annotation of a GenBank genome assembly. NCBI's taxonomy places the organism in Eukaryota, Metazoa, Mollusca, Gastropoda, Lymnaeidae.
AAACAUGGCGACGGAGGUGCAGAAUUUAGACGAAAAUGAAAAGAAAAUUGUUAACGAAUUCUGUCACCAUCUCGAAAAAUCUAAACAACUCUUCAAUGGCCUGAGGUAUAUUUGGACCGUAUAUUUUACUAUGUAAUUUUUUUCAGUAUUAAUUAAAGUAUAAUGUAUAGUAUGAAUAUUUAUAUAGGCUAGUUAUUAUAUUAUUUUCCAUUAAUAUUAGGCUGAGCAUUCCGCACCUGGAUACCAGAGGUGAGAGGUUGAGAUUAAAAAACUAUUUAAAAUAUUAUUGUUGGGUUUGUAAGACAAAAUGAGGUAUCAAAUGAAAGAUAAUUGAAUGGACUAUAUGUUUGUAAACUUACUUCUUCAGUUUAACUGAAAUAAACUACCACAAAUGACAUUGGAAUAGCAAAUAGCAUUGGUCUACUAAUGGGACCUGGGUGCGAAUGGCUGCUCUGCGUGUCCGGGGCCAUUUUGCGUGUCCGGGGCCAUAAGAUCAUCAAUAUCACUUUCUUCAUUAUUUCAAUAAAAAUUACAUCGAUCUGUUUGAUUGUUUCAUCAUCGAAACUUGUUUGCCUGGUAAAUAGUGCCCAACAGCUUGGAAAGCCAUGAAGGAAGAACUUUGAACUCUCAUAAAAUUUUCACGAAAGGAGAUAAAAACAAACAUAAUUCUUUAGUUUAAAGAAAGGCUUUAUUCUUGUGAGAGCAGCAUAUAAUUUUAUCAGACUAAUGUAUGGUGGUUUAGUUGCUAGACACUCUGAACGAGCAUUAUAUCUGACAUUCCACCUGACAUGCUUCUGACUGACAUAAUGGGCAGGCAUUUGGGGAUUUGGGAGGGCUACAGCGGGCUAUAAUGCCAGCAGGGAGUUACAUUUUUUAAUAAAAGAAUGACUUUUCAUGUACUUUAUUAUUUUUUUAAAAAAUACACAAACAUUUCUAUAGGGACUUUCAGCCCUUUGUCUUGGCAUAUGAGAGUGUUUGCAUUAAAAGUAGGUCUGGCAAGACUGGGUUAAAUAACUUGAGAUUUAUAAACUUUCUCCUUUAAAAAUGAAAAAGCUUCAUCAUUAAAUUUAAAAAAAAAAAAAAAAAAAAGUUUUCUUUUAAGUGGUAGAUUUUAUAGUGCAUCAUACCUUACAUUUUCAGGGAUCUGCCUCAGUAUGGCCACAAACAAUGGCAGUCCUACUUUGGUCGUACAUUUGAUGUCUACACAAAACUAUGGAAGUUUCAACAACAACACAGGUUCAAAUUGCUCAUCUCACAAUCAAAAUUUUUGUGGACAUUGACAAUUAAAUUUUACACGGCAUUUCAACAAUUUAACAAUAUGAGGUUUUAGGUUUAAAUUUAAUUUAUUGAAUAAAUCUUAUAUGUUUUGGUUUGGAAGUUUAAUGAAAAAAAUGGUUAUUUAUAUGUGUUAGCUUCAGUUUUACUAGACAAGUUAAAUAUAUAAUUGUUGAUGUAUUUUGUGUACCUCUUUACCUUUGUUAGCGUUCUUUUUGUAUUUCUUUAAUAUUUGAUAUUUUUACCUUGACAGAGCAAUUUUGGAUUCGAAAUAUGGAUUGAAGAGAUGGCAAAUAGGAGAGAUAGCUUCCAAGAUUGGCCAACUAUACUACCAUUAUUAGUAAGUAAAGAAUGGUACUUGCUAACAAUGUGAUCCAGCAGUUUAUGUCUUGAAGGGCCUCUAUUUCAUUACAGACAAGCUGAUAUACAGGGGUGUCAAUGAAGUGAUGUUUGGAGUUUAUAAAGCCUUAGUAUUAUUGCAUGUCUCAUGUUUACUGUGACAGAGAUUGGUGAAGUAAAAAAAGCAUUCAUAAAAUAUUUAUUUCCUUACUCUAAAGCCUUCUUUAGAAUACAAAUAAGCAAUAGGAAAUGAUGUUCUAAAAGUCUAUUUUGAAGGUGUUUGCUUUCCUGUUUCAGGAGUCUCUCAUUUAUCAUGUCUUUUUAGUUUGGUAACUGGAAUAAGGAUGUUGGUUCAUUCUUAAAAUAUCAGAUCAAACAUUUGAUAUAAAAAAAUGUGAAACAAAAAAUUUAAGCAAGUAGUUCACUUUAGCUUUUUUAAGAUAACUUAGGCAUUUCAUGUUACUUAAAUAAAUUGCACCACCACACAUACAUUUGAGAGCAACUUCUGGACAUUUCAUUUUACUUGAAUACACAGCACCACCACACAUACAUUUGAGAGAAACUACUGGACAUUUCAUUUUACUUGAAUACACAGCACCACCACACAUACAUUUGAGAGAAACUACUGGACAUUUCAUUUUACUUGAACACAUAGCACCACCACUCAUAUUUGAGAGCAACUACUGGGCAUUUCAUUUUACUUGAAUACAUAGCACCACCACACAUGCAUUUGAGUUUUUAAAAUGUAGAUAAAAAUAUUUAGGGACCCCCCUAUAUUUUAAUGUAAAAUAAGAAUUAAAUUACAAGGAAAAUAUUAUGCAAUCUAUCAUACUGUUGAGUUCCAAACUAUCAAAUAAAUUUAUUACAAUUAUAAAAUAAUUUCGUUCUCUUUUGAUGAGAUUUUUGGUCCCCAAAACAAAAUCCCUGCAGAGCUGAUCACCAGUGACUUGUAUUACUAUUUUUUAUUUAAAUAAUUUAAUUAUUACAAAUUUUGUCUGAUCUGAAAACUUGGGGUGAUCAGUUAUUAUUGAUGAAAUGUUCAACCUUGCUUCAGAUGAGUUAUACUAACAUUCAUAAUUGGGUUAUUCUAGCUAAAGUUGAAUAUCAUCAUUGCUGUAUUUGUCUAGAAACAAAGUAAACACUAAAAGUGUCUUUUAAGUUUCAGUUUGUUUCACCCCUUCCUUUUUUAUAGUUUGAGAACCAGUGAAACAAACUACUUAAAUGAGUCUUUCUCAUUCUACUCUGCCAUACGGAUGAGGGCUUAUUACUCAAAGGCAAGCAAGGAAGAGAGGUUGGUCAAAGAAAUUAGGUUUGCACCAAUAAGCUUUUGAGCAUUUUUGCCUACCUAUCAAAUGAAAUUAUAAUUAAGUUUUUUUACAUACUAUUUGACACAUUUUUUUAAAACUGUUAAUUUAUUGUGUAAUGAAUGAUACUUAUUCAGAAACCCAUGAUCAUGAUUUAUGGGGUAAUCUUGUAUAACAUGGUACUUACUCAGAAACCCAUAUCAUGGUUUAUUGGGUAAUCUUGUAUGACAUGAUGCUUACUCAUGAUCAUGAUUUAUUUUUCUGUCACAGACCUGAUCUGAUGGUGAAGAAGUUGAGAUACUAUGCCAGGUUCAUUGUUGUCUGUCUGCUGUUAAAGAAAAUGAAACUAGUCAGGGAUUUAGUAAGGGUAUGUGGAACCAUUUUUGAUGAGGAAUAGAUGCAUGGUUGAUGCAUCAAGUAUUUUGGAAGAGGAAGAAAAAUGAUGAUUAUUAUUUUUUCUCUAGAUUACUGAAGAUUGCAACAUUUUACCAAUUUCAAAAAAAUUAUUAAAUAAUUAAUUUUUGCAUUCUCUUCUAAAAAGAACAGUUUGUAGUAGUGUAAACUAGAGCAUUUUUUUUGUAAUUUAAAAUAAAAAAUUUUGUAGUUAUGUAAAAAAAAAAAAAGGUAAUUGCAUGACUCUCUCUGUAGGAGUUGGCCAAGCAAAUAGAUGACUACACUGGUACUUACGAACCUGAAGAUCACAUGGAGUGGAAUCUGGUCUUAGGGGAAAUUAAAGCAUUCAUUGAGGUUGGUCCUAUUUGCAGUGGACAUAGUUAUAUUUUUAACCUAGUUCAAGUUUAGUCGAUGAAAAGCAAUGAUUCUGUUCUAGUAAAUAAAUGAAUUAAAGUAGCUAUAAUAAAUAAAUGGCUUAAAGUUACUAAAGAUAUAAUAUCUGUAACCUGGUUGUAGUUCAGUUGAUGAAAGAAUAUGUUUUGUACAAGAAAAUAAAUGCCUUGUUUGAAUACUGAAGAAACUUUUUUCAUACAAAGAACUAAAAAUAAACAUUGUGAAAUGCCAAAUCUAUGGGGGGAAAAAAUACUUUAUAAUUCUGUAUUGGUGGAAAUACAAUGAAUGUCAUACAAAAAGAUUACUCAUACAGCAGAUUAAAUUUGCUCUGUAUGAAUAAUUUUGAACUAAGUUUUUAAAUUGUUGACAAUUAAAGAGGAAGGCAAAUUGAUUUUAAAGUAUAUAACAAUGUUUAUUGCGUUUAGGGAGAAUUCACAUUGUUUUCUAACUUACGUUACUAAAUUUUAAAAAAAAUGUUUUUGAUUUGUGAGACCUGUAAGUCAACUAAUAUUUUGGUUUGUGAGACCUUUAUGUCAACAAAUAUUUUGGUUUGUGAGAACUGUAUGUCAACAAAUAUUUUGGUUUGUGAGACCUGUAUGUCAACAAAUAUUUUGGUUUGUGAGACCUGUAUGUCAACUAAUAUUUAGGUUUGUGAGACUUGUAUGUCAACUAAUAUUUUGGUUUGUGAGAACUGUAUGUCAAGAAAUAUUUUGGUUUGUGAGACCUGUAUGUCAACUAAUAUUUUGGUUUGCGAGACCUGUAUGUCAACUAAUAUUUUGGUUUGUGAGACCUGUAUGUCAACUAAUAUUUUGGUUUGUGAGACCUGUAUGCCAACUAAUAUUUUGGUUUGUGAGACCUGUAAGUCAACUAAUAAUUUGGUUUGUGAGACCUGUAUGUCAACUAAUAUAUUUUGUUUUGUUGUGUUCUGGCCACUAGGCUGACAACUUAAUCAAUGUGGUGGACGUGGACUCCUCGUCUAUAGUAUUGUCUCACAGACUAACGCCACUCAAUACAACACCUUUGGAGAAAGGCACCCCAGUGUAUCUAACUCUGCAAGAAGUACUCAUUGUGGGAAAUUGUCAUGAACAGGUAGGGUCAUUACUGUAGGCAAAUGUCAAAUGACUCACACUAAAAGUGUUUGUCCCUUCAUAAAAAGUUGUUUUUGAAAAACUAGCUCUUAGUUUGUUUCUAUCUGUAUGACGUGUCAUGAAAGCAGUGAGUGAAGUUUGCAUUGCUCUCUCCUCAGGUUAAGUUCAGUGAGCUGACCCUCGACAUGUUCAGAAUGUUACAGACGCUUGAGAGGGAGCCACAAGAUGACCUUUCUAACCAGAUUUAUGACAACUCUCCAGCCCCCGGCAGGACUCCAUUUGUAGGCCAGAUUUUUUUUUACUAUUGAUAUUGCUAGGGUAGACUUUGUGCUGCACAGUCCUUUUUUCAGUCAUUCUUAGAAACAAGGCCGUGUGGUUUAGGCUACGGAAUAUACUGUGUCGAUAUGCUAGAAAUAAUCUACCAAGUUCUGUCGUACUAUAAAAUGUCAAAAUAGGAUAUUAAAAUUUCUUAUUGCGAAUUGAUACAUUUUUGACUUAUUGAAAUAGACCGGGGUCUUUUAGAUUAUACAUGUUAACAGUAACAGUUUCUAAUCGUUGUGAUAACUUUUUGAAGUUGUGCCGCAAGCCUUAUAUUCUGUGUUAUCUGAUUUGUGCCAGGAGAAUGGCGACCGCACCAACAAGCGGGACAAUCCUCACAAGUACCUGCUGUACAAGCCGACCUAUGGACAGUUGAACACCUUCCUGGCCUCAGCUUUUAAAGAGCUGCCACCAAACGGGGCCAUGGUGUUGUACAUAUCAGCUGACGGCUGUCCUGGAAACCAGAAACACACAGAUGAUGGUAAAACUUGAAUUCUCAAUCGCAGUGGGCGCUUACUUUCUCUCGUUUCAUUGUAGCUUUUGAAUGAUUAUUGUCAUCUUGUUAAUGAGUUUUGGAAAUAGUUAUAUUACUUUGGGCAUUAUUAACAAUAUCCCAUAAGGAGUGUUAUUAAAAGAAUAUUUCCACACUAGAAAUAAUCUGCCAAAUAAUGGUGGGGGCAAUGUGUGAACUUCCCAUCUACUUAAGUUACUUCACAAAAGUGCAAUCAAGUAACGUGCUUUACAAGAAUCCCUAUUGGUGCUAACUUCUGGGAACUUUAUUUUGCGCGCUUAUUACAGCUAUUACAAAACUUUAUUUUUGCAGCUGCAUAUGAUCUAGGGGGCGUCAUCACCAACAGCAGACGUGAAGGAGAAGAGCAAACUAAGGGAAAGAAGGCGGAGCUCUACAAGGAAAUGCACUGGUUAGUUUUCACCCUGAAAUUCUUUGAUUGAUCAAUUUAUUUAUUAAACCUAUAAUGACCAACUCUUAAUUUUGAACUCCUACUCCUAUAACAAUGUUAGUUUUCUUAUCUUGGCGGAUUCUCACUUUUUUUACACACAGAUUUUUAGGGGUAGUGUUUAAAGAUUCUACAUCUCUUUCUGCAUUGUUAAAAAUAACCUUGUCAGGACUUAACUAAUCAAGAUUUGGUGAAUGCACAUUUUCAAAGAACUCACUAUAUUUUGUGGGUUAAAUGUUGCUUUUUUUCCCAAUAAAAUUUCUUCAAAACUAUCCUUAGUCCUAUCGACCAAAGAUAAGUGAUGGGAGUUACAGUUUGACUAAAGCAAGUCGAGUGUUUCAAAUUUCAAUUAAAAAGGUUUAAUGGAACUUAAAAAAAAAAAAAAUACAUUUUAGAUUACUGUAAUAUUAGUGCACCAAUCUGAAUUUGUCAGGAUUUUCAUGCUAAAAUUUGUUAUUCAUUGGAUGAAACUGUGAUGGUAUUCAUUGGAUGAAACUAUGAUGGUAUUCAUUGGAUGAAACUGUGAUGGUAUUCAUUGGAUUAAACUGUGAUGGUAUUCACUGGAUGAAACUGUGAUGGUAUUCAUUGGAUGAAACUAUGAUGGUAUUCAUUGGAUUAAACUGUGAUGGUAUUCACUGGAUGAAACUGUGAUGGUAUUCAUUGGAUGAAACUGUGAUGGUAUUCAUUGGAUGAAACUAUGAUGGUAUUCAAUGGAUUAAACUGUGAUGGUAUUCAUUGGAUGAACCUGUGAUGGUAUUCAUUGGAUGAAACUGUGAUGGUAUUCAUUGGAUGAAACUAUGAUGGUUAUCAUUGUAUGAAACUGUGAUGGUAUUCAUUGUAUGAAACUGUGAUGGUAUUCAUUGUAUGAAACUGUGAUGGUAUUCAUUGGAUGAAACUAUGAUGGUAUUCAUUGGAUGAAACUGUGAUGGUAUUCACUGGAUGAAACUGUGAUGGUAUUCAUUGGAUGAAACUGUGAUGGUAUUCAUUGGAUGAAACUAUGAUGGUAUUCAUUGGAUUAAACUGUGAUGGUAUUCACUGGAUGAAACUGAUGGUAUUCAUUGGAUGAAACUGUGAUGGUAUUCAUUGGAUGAAACUAUGAUGGUUAUCAUUGGAUGAAACUGUGAUGGUAUUCAUUGUAUGAAACUGUGAUGGUAUUCAUUGGGUGAAACUGUGAUGGUAUUCAUUGGAUGAAACUGUGAUGGUAUUCAGUGUAUGAAACUGUGAUGGUAUUCAUUGGAUGAAACUGUGAUGGUAUUCAUUUUAUGAAACUGAUGGUAUUCUUUGGGUGAAACUGUGAUGGCAUGGUAUUCAUUGUAUCGAACUGUGAUGGUAUUCAUUGUAUGAAACUGCGAUGGUAUUCAUUGGAUGAAACUGUGAUGGUAUUCAUUGGAUGAAACUGUGAUGGUAUUCAUUGGAUGAAACUGUAAUGGUAUUCAAUGGGUGAUUCUGCAUAAGGUUCCCCCAGGGCUUUGGUAAACAAGUCUGUAGUGGCUUGCUGAACCCCUGGUGUUACCCGGGGAACAAAAGCACAAUUGCAUGAACCUGCAUUGGAAGACAAAGAACAUGCAUGGUAUCUGCCGAAAAUGGUAGCAUCUAUAGGGCUACCAACUGUGAAGAAUCUGCAGUUGGAUCUAAAAGCCAGAAACAGGGUAGGGAUCAUGAUUACAUGUUGCUGUUAACGGAUAUGAGGCAUUUGGUGGGUAGUGCAGACUUGAUUCCACACGACACGCGAUGCGAGUAGUUAUUGUAUAAAUUAUAUAUACUGUAUGUUUAUUUAUUAAGAUACUGUAUUGUACGAUUUUGAGAUGAUAUUGUACGAUUUUAGAAGUACGAAGGUAAAAAUGUCUGGUAAUGGCAACCUCAUUCCAUUGAUUCUAUUUAGACAGCAACUGUGGAAGCUGUUCCUAGGCAACCGUUUUGUCCCAGCUGCUUCGUGAAUUAGUUGUAAGGUAGAAACCCUCUGUAGAAACCCACUGUAGAAACCCACUGUAGAAACUCACUGUAGAAACCCACUGUAGAAACCCUCUGUAGAAACCCACUGUAGAAACCCUCUGUAGAAACCCACUGUAGAAACCCACUGUAGAAACCCUCUGUAGAAACCCUCUGUAGAAACCCUCUGUAGAAACCCACUGUGGAAAUCCACUGAAGAAAUCCUUAUUGGACUAGAGGGCACCUGAUGCUUCCCCCAGUAUUUGCAGGGGAAGAAUUUAGGAUGUAAAUAUACCAUCCCGACUCCUGGGGAAGUCCAUAGCUGACGGUGUGAGAAUAGUAUCACCGGCCAACCGGAUGUCCUUGUGCUGGAGUGGCCUCCGUCGGUCCCGGAUCGAGUGGAUGCUGGCGGGAUCUGUCCUGGCAAAGGGAGAUCUCCAAUGUGCCGCUUCACAGCCCAACAGUUGGGCAAUGGGGGUGCUUUGGGGAAGGCAUAAAGAGCUUAUGUACUAGCUCCAAAGCUCACUGAAACCAUUUCCUAAUGUGGUUUUUUUGUGUGAUUCCUUCAUUCAAAGUUUAUGGGUCGUCUUAUGCACCAAAGCUUCCAAUAAGCCAUAAAUUGUGGUAAUAAAUUGUUGGUUUAUUACACCAAAAUUUUACCAAAUUUAUUUGUACCUUGCAUGAAACUUCUGGAUUGAAACUAAGGUUAAGGCCUUAGUGUAAUUUUAAAAGGUUAAUAUAAAUACCACUACAAAUAUGUGGCUGAAAUAGAUGUGAUUUGGGUUAUUAUUUAUAUGUGUUGAAAAUAUAUGUGAGCCAUUAUUUAUGUGUGGGGGGAAAUAGAUGUGAUUUGAGCCAUUAUUUAUAAGUGUUUGAAAUAGUUCUUUGAGCCACUAUUUAUAUUUGUUUGAAGUAGUUGUACUUUGAGCCAUGUAUUUGUUUCCUUAGCCUCCACCCAGGAGACCUGUAUCCCUACACCAGGAAGCCUUUAUUUCUUAUCAUUGACAGCAGUAACAGUUCAGCUUUUCAGGUAGGUUUAAUCCAAUAUGUCAAAGUUAGCCGUUGUUUAAUCCAGUAUUUCACAGUUAGCCAUGGUUUAAUCCAAUAUGUCAAAGUUAGCCAUUGUUUAAUCCAGUAUUUCAGUUAACCAUGGUUUAAUCCAAUAUGUCAAAGUUAGCCGUUGUUUAAUCCAGUAUUUCACAGUUAGCCAUGGUUUAAUCCAAUAUGUCAAAGUUAGCCGUUGUUUAAUAAAGUAUUUCAGUUAGCCAUGGUUUAAUCCAAUAUGUCAAAGUUAGCCAUUGUUUAAUCCAGUAUUUUACAGUUAGGCUUGGUUUAAUCCAAUAUGUCAAAGUUAGCCAUUGUUUAAUCCAGUAUUUUACAGUUAGCCAUGGUUUAAUCCAAUGUGUCACAGUUAGCCAUUGUUUAAUCCAGUAUUUCACAGUUGGCCAUGGUUAAAAUCCAAUAUGUCAAAGUUAGCCGUGGUUUAAUCCAGCAUUUCACAGUUAGCCAUGGUUUAAUCCAAUAUGUCAAAGUUAGCCAUUGUUUAAUCCAUUAUUUUACAGUUAGCCAUGGUUUAAUCCAAUAAGUCAAAGUUAGCCAUUGUUUAAUCCAGUAUUUUACAGUUAGCCAUGGUUUAAUCCAAUGUAUCACAGUUAGCCGUUGUUUAACCCAGUAUUUCACAGUUAGCCAUGGUUUAAUCCAAUAUGUCAAAGUUAGCCGUUGUUUAACCCAGUAUUUCACAGUUAGCCAUGGUUUAAUCCAAUAUGUGAAAGUUAGCCGUGGUUUAAACCAGCAUUUCAAAGUGUGCCAUGAUUAAAUCCACCCAUGGUUUAAUCUAUUAUUUCAUAAUUAGCUGUGAUAGGUUUAAGUUUAAAAAUGAUUCGAUCAAUCAGUUGUUCAAUUUUUAAAUACAGAACUAUAGAAGGCUAAAUUAGAAAGAGUUGCAGUAAUUAAAACCAUCAAACUGUAUUCUUUAGGUUUAAAUCUUUCCAAAAUAUGUGAAUGUUUUGAUUCUCCACAGAAUUUCCCCAACAUGUUUGGCCAGCCUCUAGUCUGUCUUUUGUCUCCUGAACAAGUUCCUGUCACAAUGCAGGGUAUUUUAUUUUAUUUUUAAUUUAGUCCCUGUCAUUUCUUGGUUCAGUGCAGACAAAAAAUGUUAAAUAAUUUUUCUAAUAUUUAAACAUUUUUAAAAAUUUAAAAAUUACUCUCAAUGAAUUAAUUAGCAAGAAAGAAAAUAUUAAAUUUAAAUUUGUGCACAUUACAAAAGUUUUAAUGAAUUUUUUUUUUUUUUAGAUUUACAAAUAUUUAAGGAUAGGAACAUAUUUAUUGAAUUUGAAUCCUAUUUAUAUACUCAUGUAUUUAGGAGAGAGGCUAUGAAUAUGUUAAAUUGUUAGCCAAUGCCAUGGCUGGAUUCUCUUGUGGUGAUACCUUGUGUGUUUGUUGUGUGCAGACCAGCAGUUGAAAGGUAAUCUCUUCACACUGUUCCUCCACUGCCCACUGAUGGCCAUGUGUUGCGUGUGUAACAUCGGGGACAUCCCAAUCACUCUGUGGGACAAGUGCCAGGCUCAAGUGGACAAGUUUGUAGCUGAUGCCUCGAAGCUCUUCAGUCGGGCUAGGAAACUGGGUAAGCUAUUCAGUAUGGCCAGGAAACUGGUUCUGUUAUUCAGUCUGGGUCAGUUAUCAGUAUGGCAACCUCAUGCUGAUGAUUCUUUUUACACAGCAAUUGAGGAAGCUGUUUCUAGGCAACCGUUUCAUCACAGCUGCCACGUAAAUUAGUUGGAACCCACUGUAUAAAUCCCUUUUAGAGGUUGUCUGACGCUUCCCCAGAAUGGGCGGGAGAAGAUUUUAGAACGUAAAUAUACCGCCCCCACUCCUAGGAAAGUCGACUCCUGACGCUGUGAAAGCAGCGUCACCAGCUGAAUGGAUGUCCUUGGGUUGAGGUAGCCUCCAUCUAUCCCGGACUGAGUGGGUGCUGGCAGGGACUGUCCUGGCAAAGGGAAUCUCCAACGUGCUGCUUUGCGGCCGGAUAGUCUGGAAUUAGGGGGUUGCUUUGGGGUUGGCUUAAAAAGCUUGCGACUAAAGCUUGACGGCUCGCUUACGCCAUUUCCUAAUGUACAUUUGCAGUAGGGCUAGAAAACUGGGUGAGCUGCCAAAAACAAUUGUAUGCAAUCUACAACAGGUUUCAUCUAAGAAAGAACUAACAACUGACAUGAAACUGAUAGACAAUGGCUGAAAGUGUUUGAUCAGAGAGUAGAGCAGACCAUGGCUUAAAGUGAAUGUCAGAGUGUAGAGCAGACCAUGGUUGAAAGUAUUUGGUCAGAGAGUAGAGCUUUGAAAAAAAAUUGAAGUCAACAUCAAUGGGAAGUGUAACAAAAAUCUCAUUUGAAAUCUACUUCUCACUAUUCCAGACCACGCCUACGUCCAGUUUUUAGGUGAUGACUUUUUGCGGCUGCUACUUCUCAGAUUUGUCUUCUGCUACAUCGUUCUCAUUCUUCACAGAGGAUUCAAGGUAAGGAAACAUAUUGAUCAUAGUAGAUUUCUAGCUUGCCUUGUCACAUUUGGACUGAAUACUUAGUCAACAAAUAUAACAGAUGGUAAGCUGUCCUUAUCACUUAUUGUGUUUCUCUAGAUCACUGUUUCCAAACUUUUUCUAUACUCAAAAUCACCCUACCAAUUAUUUGGAUACUCCUGCACCCAUUUCAAAUUGUUUUACCAAGCCUCGCCUGCCUUCAAAAUUGACGAUGCAUUUAAAAAAUAAUGAACUUCUAAUUAUUUUAUUGGAUUUCAAAGAGAAUUCUAAAACUUAGAAAAUAAACUUCUGAAAUAUAGAAAAUAAAAUUGUAAAUAUUUAAAAAAUCAACUUGUGAAUUUUUACAAGAAGUAAAAUGCAAAUUAAGAAAUUAAACCAAAGAAAGUAUAAACAUUUAUAUGUUAACUAAAAAGCUAAGGUCUCCUCUCUUCCUAUAAUUUUUCUUUUCCUUGCACCCCAGGUUGAGUAACCCUGGUCUAGAUUCUAAUUGCUGGUGUUUCCAUCACUUAAUAGCGUGCUGUCUAAUAUUUUCCUGAUAUUUUUCACCCUCAGGGUCCCAGCUACUACCCCGCCUCACACCCAUCCCUGCCCACCGAUGAGAUUUUAGAGCACCCUGCGCUGUACAAACUUGUCCUUGACCUUGCCACCAUGUUGGAGGUCCGAGGUCUGUUUGCUGAACCAGGCGAUGUUGAUAUAUCAGCAUAGACAAGUUACUAGGCUACAACACACGGUCUUCUUGCCUUUAAUAUGGUUCUGUAACUGACAGCAGGUUUGAAUUAUUAAAAGUUCAGAACCAUCAUGCCAAGUUCAGAACCAUCAUGCCACGUUGUACAGGGGUACACAUAACCUUCUGGACUGCUUUUGUUUUUUUUUAAAUACAUUUUUACACCUAGAAUAGUGUUUAGUCUAGUCAUGACAGACAUUGAUCUUGUGUUAUUGGAGAUAAAAGUCUAGGCC